Messenger RNA from Mizuhopecten yessoensis (Yesso scallop), 848 nucleotides. RefSeq lists its product as uncharacterized. NCBI's taxonomy places the organism in Eukaryota, Metazoa, Mollusca, Bivalvia, Pectinida, Pectinidae. The record is from RefSeq and is a predicted model, not a curated record. The coding region runs from base 1 to 591 and encodes 196 amino acids. The transcript has 4 exons.
AUGGUCCAUCGUAUUUGUCGUUUGGCCACUGAAGAGCAUCCGCGGUUCGCGUGGAAACAAUUCGCUUUUGAUUUUUUUUUCUACAGAUACUUCGACCAAGACAGCGUACUAGACAGAGUUCCCCGAAUGUUUCUUGUGCUUGGAGGUUGUUACGCAGCCAUUCAGCUUGUCGGGGUCAUACUUUUGAAAGACCCACCAGAGAGCAUUUCUGAGCAAGUCAACCGCAAUGACGAGGAAACACAGCUGCUUUCAUCCAUCGGGAGUGUACAUAAUACCGACUAUUCGCCAAGGCAGGUUCUGAAGAAGAAGUCAUUUUAUAUGCUGUGGUUUCUCUUUUUGUUUAAUGGACAAGGGAUCCAGUUUAUAUCGUCUCUGUAUAAGACAUAUGGGCAGACGUUCAUCAAAGAUGAUCACUUUCUAGCUAUUGUCGGCUCCCUAGCGGCUGUGUGCAAUGGUGGAGGGCGGAUAUUAUGGGGCUACCUGGCAGACAAGUUUUGUUUCAAGGCAAGUUUUAUUUCACAUAGCAUCAAUUUGAUUUCAUGUUGUGACCUUUCCUUCAAGGAACUUAUUUCUAUUUGCCAAAAAAAUUGAAGUAGUGAAAACAAAGAAAAAAAUGCGAACGUAAAUAAACAGAAGGCAACGAAGAAGAUACCAAAACAAAACAUUCACGUUUAUGAAGGCGGUAGCAGCACGUUUGUCAGCUCUCACGCUAGAGCUAUCAAGGAGAUGAAAGACAGGUUAUCACGAGAAAUGGCGAGAUAAUAAGUAUAUAUUGAUACGUCUUAUAUAAUAUACGAAAAAAUACCGUCGUUUUGAUCCGAAAGACUGCUCUUCAGACAUGUCUAGAA